Molecule: messenger RNA, 8549 nt
Organism: Nerophis lumbriciformis (worm pipefish)
Lineage: Eukaryota; Metazoa; Chordata; Actinopteri; Syngnathiformes; Syngnathidae
Gene: pcdh10a
Product: protocadherin 10a
Biological process (GO): homophilic cell-cell adhesion
Cellular component (GO): plasma membrane
Molecular function (GO): calcium ion binding
Source: RefSeq, a predicted model, not a curated record
CUGUGAACAUCAUCUUCUUCAUCCUCAUCACCACAGCUGCUUGUUUCACUCAAACAGGAUCUUUUGUCAUUUUUGUGGAGGGGGGAAACAAAAAAAAACACUUUUUUUUCUCGAUGCUUCCAUCCUGAAUAGAUUUGAUGGAAACAUAUCAGAUGGAUGCGCGUCAAAGGACUUUGGAAAUGCGCACUUCUUGUAGAAAAUAAGGAAUAUUUUUUUUUUUUUUUGCACUUUAAAAAUGAUUGUGUUGCUUUUCUUGCUCUCCGUGCCGGGGGGUGCGCUCUGCCAGCUUCGCUACUCGGUAGCGGAGGAGCAGGACCCCGGGACUGUGGUGGGGAAUAUCGCGGACGACUUGGGUCUGGACAUCACCAAACUUUCCGCGCGGCGCUUCCAGACGGUGCCCAGCUCGCGGACCCCCCACCUGGACGUCAACCUGGAGAACGGCGCGCUUUUGGUGAAGGAGAAAAUAGACCGGGAGGACAUUUGCAAGCAGACGACUCCGUGCCUUUUGCACCUGGAAGUCUUCCUGGAGAACCCGCUGGAGCUUUUCCGCGUCGAGAUCGAAGUGAUGGAUAUCAACGACAACCCUCCCGCCUUCCCGGAGGCGGACAUUUCCGUGGAGAUAUCGGAGAGCGCCAUCCCCGGGACGCGCUUCCCGGUAGAGAACGCCUUCGACCCGGACGUGGGCGCCAACGCGCUCGGCACGUACGCCAUCACCAACAACAACAAUUUCUACCUGGACGUGCAGACGCAAAGCGACGGGAACAAGUUCGCCGAACUGGUGCUGGAGAAGCCGCUGGACCGGGAGCAGCAGGCCGUGCACCGCUACGUCCUCACCGCGGUGGACGGCGGCGACCCGCAGCGCACCGGCACCGCGCUUUUGGUCGUCAAAGUUCUGGACUCCAACGACAACGCGCCCACUUUCGACCAGUCCGUGUACGCGGUGGACUUGCUGGAAAACUCCCCGCUGGGCACGGAAGUCAUCCAACUUAACGCCACCGACGUGGACGAGGGAGAAAACGGAGAGAUUGUUUAUUCCUUCAGCAGCCACAACGCGCCGAGGAUUAAAGACUUGUUCAGCAUCGACGCCCGAACCGGCAGAAUCGAAGUGGCGGGCGAGGUGGACUACGAGGAGUCCGGUACGCACCAGAUUUACGUACAAGCGAAGGACUUGGGCGCCAACGCGGUCCCGGCGCAUUGCAAAGUGCUCGUUAAACUCCUGGACGUGAACGACAACACGCCGGAAAUCAGCUUCAGCACCGUGACCGAGUCCGUCAACGAGCAGGACGCCCCCGCCGUCAUCGCGCUUUUCAGCGUCUCGGACCGGGACUCCGGUGAGAACGGCUUAAUGAGCUGCGAGAUCUUAGGAGACGUCCCCUUCAAGCUGAAGUCCUCCUACAAGAACUACUACACCAUCAUGACGGACGGUCCGCUAGACCGGGAGACCACCGAGUCGUACACCAUCACGGUGGUGGCCAAGGACAAAGGCCAGCCGUCUCUCGCCAGCAGUAAGUCCAUAAAAGUGCACGUAUCUGAUGAAAACGACAACGCGCCGCGUUUUACUCAGGCUGUUUACGACGUGUACGUGACCGAGAAUAACGUGCCGGGCGCCUUCAUCCACGCCGUGAGCGCUUUGGACCCGGAUGUGGGACAGAACGCGCUCAUCACCUACUCCAUAUUGGAGUGUGACAUCCAGGGCAUGUCCGUGGACACCUACGUGUCCAUCAACCAGGACACGGGUUAUUUGUACGCGCUGCGCUCCUUUGAUUACGAGCUGCUCAAAGAGUUCAGCUUCACGGUGCAGGCCAAGGACUCGGGCACCCCGGAACUCUUCUCCAACGCCACCGCCAACGUGAUCAUCGUGGACCAGAACGACAACGCCCCCGCCGUCAUCGCGCCGGUGGGCAGGAACGGCACCGCCAGGGAGCACCUGCCCCGGUCCGCCGAGCCCGGGUACCUGGUGACCCGCGUGGUGGCCAUGGACUCGGACGACGGCGAGAACGCGCGGCUGUCCUACAGCAUCCUGCGGGGCAAUGAGAUGGGGAUGUUUCGCAUGGACUGGAGGACUGGGGAACUGAGGACCGCACGCCGGGUCUCCCCCAAGCGGGACCUUCAGGGUCACUACGACAUUCUGAUCGAGGUGCGGGAUCACGGCCAGCCGCCUUUGUCGUCGUCCGCCAGCGUUAGCGUGAUUUUAGUGGACAGCGUGGUGGAAGGGCGGAGCAACGACCGCGGCGCCGCCUCCAAGGCCAAGGAGACCUCUCUUGACCUGACCCUCAUCCUCAUCAUCGCUUUAGGGUCCGUGUCCUUCAUCUUCUUGCUGGCCAUGAUCGUGCUGGCGGUGCGUUGCCAGAAGGACAAGAAGUUGAACCUUCACACCUGCUUGCUCGACUGCUGCUCGUGUUGCGGCUCCUGCUGCGGCCGACAAGCUCGCAGCCGCAAGCAGAAGAAGCUGAGCAAGUCCGACAUCAUGUUGGUCCAGAGCGCCAACGUGACCUCGGGGGCGGGGGGCCCGGUGGGGCAGGUCCCAGUGGAGGAGUCCGGGGUGGGCGGCGUGGGGGGCGGGUUUGGCUCCCACCACCACCAGAACCAGAACUCGUACUGCUACCAAGUGUGUCUGACGCCAGAGUCGGCCAAAACCGACCUGAUGUUCCUGAAACCCUGCAGUCCCUCACGCGGCGCCGACGUCGACCACGCCAAUCCCUGCGGCACCCUGGUCGGCAGUUACAGCGACCAGCAACCUGACAUCAUUUCGAACGGCAGCAUUCUGUCAAAUGAGAAUAAACACCAGCGGUCGGAGCUCAGCUACCUGGUGGACAGACCGAGACGUGUGAACAGUUCGGCAUUCCAAGAAGCAGACAUUGUCAGCUCUAAGGACAGCGGUCACGGUGAUAGCGAACAAGGCGACAGCGAUCACGACGCCACCAACCGGGGCCUCACUGCUGGUGCUGACCUGUUCUCCAACUGCACAGAGGAGUGCAAGGCCCUGGGCCACUCGGACCGCUGCUGGAUGCCGUCCUUCGUCCCCUCUGACGGGCGCCAGGGGCCGGACUACCGCAGCAACCUCCACGUCCCCGGGAUGGACGCCACGCUACCAGACACUGAGGUACCCGCCUCUAUCGACCUUCCCGAAGUGGCCUUGACCUCGACCAACGAUAGGUCAUUCUCCACCUUUGGCAAGGAUGGUCUCAGGUCACAGUCACACAACAGCCUUCACCAUCACCUCCAUCAGCAACAGCAGCAGUACAGCGCCAGCACGCUAGAGAGGAAAGAGUAUGAUAGGGGGACGCUUCCGUACAAACCCACCUUUCUCUCCCGCAAGAGGAUUUGCUAGCUCGUUCCACGUGGACCUGUCAGAGACAGCGUGAAGUUGAGCAAUCGGCCGCCAAUACUGAUCAUAGAGACCUCAGACUCGAUAACAGAACUUUGGAGUACGACAACUCUGGAUAAGCGUCUCUCUUCUCUUGGGCGGCAAACGCUGCGAGACAAAACCUCGGCCCCGGACGCCAAUGAAGAAGAGAGGUCGCGGUAAAGAAUUGAGAGGAACAUUCCAAGGCCUUAUUCCUCUCAGCGGGACUGAGAUCAGGACUACAAACAUCGUGAAGAUGACGGAAGUACUCAGCGGAGGAAAGAAGGGGUUUUCGGAGCUUUUUUUUUGUUUUGUUUACAUGACUUAACAAACUGGGACCGACAUCCCGUGGAGCCCUUUAGCUAUUUCUCAGCGAGCCAACUGUACAGAAGACUGUGGGAUGCAGAGGGUGGUGUACAGGAAAUAUACGGCACAGGAAAAGAUGUAUGACUUCUUUGGUUUGUUUGAGUUGUUCUCUCUGUGUGCUUCACAUAUUACAACAUAUUCUGUAGACGGGAUUUAAAGGCGAAAGGUUUAGUCUCACAUGAAUGUUCGCUAAUAUUCCGGCUCCUUUCCGAGCUCGUCGAAGGGGAAGUUAUGAGGAUUCUCUCGACCUACACGUAAACAAUCAGAGACGUUCAGUGGUUUUUAUCAUGUGUGCAAAGUGUUUACUGUGCUAUUUUAAAAAGCUUUUCAAUGAAUAUAAAUCUAUACAUAUAAAACAAUAUAUAUAUAAAAAAAAACUAUAUAACAUUUUUUUUUCUCCAGAAAACUGUGUAACAUUGAUUUGUGCGCCUCAUUCGAUCUGAUGAUUCCAAGUGCCACAAAACCGUUGAUGAAAAGGAAAGCUGCAAUUAAAGCCUGGAUUAUGUUACGGUGCAGUCGCUACACCGUCACCAUCAACCGGUGUUGCCAGAUGGGAAAUUUGUUUUAAUACUAGAAGUGUAAAAUGUUGUUAUUUUGAGGAAAACUAUCCUGGGAUGUGAAUCUUAGAAAAACACUCGGUUCAACUUGAUUCCGAGUCGAUUCAAAAUCAAUUCUCGAUUCAACACAAUUCUCUGAUUCAAGUAUAAAAAUGAUAAUAAAACCUUCUCAAAACAGGUUGGAUAGACAGAUGGAUAGAUAGUACUUUAUUGGAGAGUUCCCUCAGGAAAAUUUAAAUUCCAGCAGCAGUGUACAGAAUUGAGAUCAAAUUUAAAAAGUAUAAAGUAAAUAAUGGGGGUAUAAAUGGAAGCUAAAAUAGAAAAAUAUUACAAUAAGAAUAAAAAUAAAAAUCAACAAUGAGAAUCAAAAUAUAACAGUAAAAUAAGAAUAUAACAAGAGAACCUAGGCAGUAGUGACCAUGUUAUGAAAAAGUAUUGCACUGUUAUUGUUUUGCAUCCCCUGUCAUCCUAGUACUCCCCCCAGAGAGGAGUUGUACAGUCUAAUGGCGUGUGGGACAAAGGAGUUUUUGAGUCUAUUAGUCCUGCACUUGGGAUGAAGCAGUCUAGCACUGAACAGGCUCCUCUGGCUACUGACAACGGUAUCCAGAGGGUGACUGGCAUCAUCCAGGAUGCUCACUAGUUUUUCCACAGUCCUCUUCUCUGCCACCGUCACCAGUGAGUCCAGUUUCAUUCCGAUCGUAGAACCGGACCGCCUGAUCAGUUUACCUUAGUAAGGCUGGUUGUUCCGUUGUUCGCAACAUAGCUCGAAAAGUUAUAGGCAUAUUUUUAAUUAAACUUUCAGGAAAUGUCUGAAAUGGGAUAAGGAACACGUGAUUCCAUUUUGGGCUGAUCUGGAUUAUUUCUACGAUGUUAUGAUCGCCUCAACUUCUGUGUGAAAAUACCAAAAGCGUCACUUUGUUUCUUUCAUUCCGCUAGCUUUACAUAACAAAAAAAAAAAUGUGGGCAGAUUUUGAUGACACUUUCCGGAAGUGGGCUAAGUAACAAGUGAUUACAUUUUAAGGGUGAUCCAGAUCAACGUCUGUAUUCAGCAUUUUUUUUUUACGAUCGGAAGGAGGGCCUGACAGAGGUCUGCGCCCUCUGAGUGCAGAUUGUUGUGGAUUAUAUUUCCUAUUUUUGAACGUAUUACUUGGUUAUUGUUUAAUGUAUAUAACUGACAUAUUUAAAUUACUAUUCCUACAAUUUGAUUGUCACAAAAUUCUAUAAAAGUAUAGAGGUUUAUUUGAAAUAGGGACGGAUACAAAAACAUAGACAUCUGAAACAGUUAUCCAAUGUAUGCAUCAUAGUGUUUGUAGCCAAAGCUAAUUUACAACACUUGUCCCCAACAACAACAACACAGAUCCAACAUCAUUAAAAUAGGAAAAUAAAAAAUAGAAUGAGUCGAUAAUAAUGAUAAUAGUAAUAAUAUAGACAAAGUGCAACCUAGAUAAAAGCCAAUAAUAAUAAUAACACAGACAAAGUGCAGACUAGAUAAAACCCAAUUAGUAAAAAUGAGUAAAAACUAAACAUGGGAACACGAUUGUUGUUCAACUAGACAUAAUUUUGUUUGUUUUUUGAAAGUGACAAGUGCAGGUAUACUUUUCUAAGUGUCCGGUAAAGAGUUCCAUAGUUGUGGUCCUUUUAUUGAAAAGGCAGUUUGGGCAAAAGAUGUCCUACGAAAUGGAACACAACAGUUGCCUUUUGACAUUGCUCGGGUGGUAGAUCUGGUGCCACUUUGCAGUCUUGUAAUUGCCUUGCAGAGCAAUUGGGGAGCAGAGUUAUCCAAGCAUUUAAAAACCAGGUUGACUGUGUGUAACAAAAUAAAAUUGGUAAAACUUAAAAUAUUGUAUUUGGUUAAAAUUUGGCAAUGAUGAUACCGUAUACUCUUCUUGUCUAGAACUUUCAAGGUGCGGUUAUAAAGACACUCAAUGGUCUUGAUUGAUGACUGGUGUGCCUGGGACCAUGUAGUUAAGCCAUAAGAUAUGUGUGAAAGAAUCAUUGCAUUCAUAAAAGUAAAAGCACAGCUAAGAGUUAAGCAGUGUCUUAUAAUCUUAAAACAGCCUAGGUUUGCCUUCAGGGUUUUACACAUUUUCUUAAUGUGACUUUUAAAAUUCAGCUGAUAGUCUAUGAUUAUGCCCAAAUAUUUGACUUCAGUUACUUGUUCAAUGAGCUCCUCAUUAAUUUGUAUAUUCAGGUUUGUUUGAGGUAGCUUUUUUAUGGAGAAGCAGACAGAGUUAGUCUUUUAAAGGGAAACAUUAUCACAAUUUCAGAAGGGUUAAAACCAUUAGAAAUCAGUUCCUAGUGGCUUAUUUUGUUUUUCGAAGUUUUUUUCAAAAUGUUACCCAUCACGCAAUAUCCCUAAAAAAAGCUUCAAAGUGCCUGAUUUUAACCAUCGUUAUAUACACCCGUCCAUUUUCCUGUGACGUCACACAGUGAUGCCAACACAAACAAACAUGGCGGAUAGAAUAGCAAGGAAUAGCGACAUUAGCUCGGAUUCAGACUCGGAUUUCAGUGGCUUAAGCGAUUCAACAGAUUACGCAUGUAUUGAAACGGAUGGUUGUAGUGUGGAGGCAGGUAGCGACAACGAAAUUGAAGAAAAAAUUGAAGCUAUUGAGCCAUAUCGGUUUGAACCGUAUGCAAGCGAAACCGACGAAAACGACACGACAGCCAGCGACACGAGAGAAAGCGAGGACAAAUUCGGCGAUCGCCUUCUAACCAACGUGUUUGUUUGGCAUGAAAGGAAACUAACAACUAUGAACUAGGUUUACAGCAUAUGAAAUAUGUUUGGCAACAACAUGCACUUUGAGAGUGCAGACAGCCCAGUUUUCAUCAAUUAAUAUAUUCUGUAGACAUACCCUCAUCCGCUCUCUUCUCCUGGGGGUCUGGCGGCAGAUUUAUUUGACUUUAUCGUUGGAAAUGCAUCUGCUUUGAGUGUCGCAGGAUACCCACACAUUCUUGCCAUCUCUGUCGUAGCAUAGCUUUCGUCGGUAAAGUGUGCGGAACAAACGUCCAAUUUCUUGCCACUUUCGCAUCUUUGGGCCACUGGUGCAACUUGAAUCCGUCCCUGUUCGUGUUGUUACACCCUCCGACAACACACCGACGAGGCAUGAUGUCUCCAAGGUACGGAAAACAGUCGAAAAAACGAAAAUAACAGAGCUGAUUUGACUCGGUGUUUGUAAUGUGUUUGAGAAAAUGGCGGAUUGCUUCCCGAUGUGACGUCACGUUGUGACGUUAUCGCUCCGAGAGGGAAUAAUAGAAAGGUGUUUAAUUCGCCAAAAUUCACCCAUUUAGAGUUCGGAAAUCGGUUAAAAAAAUAUAUGGUCUUUUUUCUGCAACAUCAAGGUAUAUAUUGACGCUUACAUAGGUCUGGUGAUAAUGUUCCCCUUUAAGUAAAAAGGCGUUGACAUAAAAAAAUUAACUUAUCUUAUUUUUUAUAAGCACCGAUUUCAGCACUGUUUAGGCGAUGACCCCAUUUUGAAAACACCAAUUUGGUACUAGUUUAGUAAAAAAAGUAAACAUACCUAUCUCUAUUCCAGUGUCGUAGAUAGGGACGGAAAUCUUACAAAAACGACCAGGUCAAAUCCAACUAUUGGGAUGAUAAUUCGACUCAGAAUUGAUUCCCAAUUCAAAAUGAUUCUUGCAAUAUAUUUUGUGGCAUAUAAAUUAUGAUAAAACCUUUUCAAAACAUGGUUACAAAAGCUCCUCCGAGCUUCUGACAUAUGACGUAAGCCCGGACAUAGCUUAAAAACGUCUUUUUAAAAAUGUUGAAUCAAUUCAAAAUCGUAUUUAUAUAGCUGGAACUAUCCCAUGUGGAACAUCACUUACUUGUACUGUUCAUGUUGCUCCCAAACAAGAAGAAGACAUUCUUAAUAAAAAUGAUGAAGAGAGAAAAAACAGGCAGGGUUUCGCACCGAAAAAUAUGUAUUAAAAUAUCCGACCAAUCAUCUUCUUUAAUGUAAGGCUAGGAAUGGAACUACCGGUGGUUUGGAGCAGGUGUUGGUGCAGUGACGCUGACACCGUAACAUAAUCUAGGCUGAAGCGAAACACUGUCAUAUCAACCAAGGACUAUCUUAAUUUUCUUCUGGACUUGUCACGGUUUACAAACACUAAACAGUUUUGUGUACAGCGCAGACACCGAUAUCUUGACCGGAUGUGUAUUUUUAGCCUGAUAUAUGCUCAUGUACAGGACUAGGGGGCUUUCACUACUGAGCUAUAGUUGACGGACCUUACCAUCAUGUGAUCACAUGUUCACAGGUCAAGUGAUAAAUAAACAGUGUCAUUGA